Molecule: messenger RNA, 5943 nt
Organism: Aplysia californica (California sea hare)
Lineage: Eukaryota; Metazoa; Mollusca; Gastropoda; Aplysiida; Aplysiidae
Source: RefSeq, a predicted model, not a curated record
UAAAGGUCUAUGGUUUUUCUCUCAUAUUUUCAGAUUGUUGACAGAGGGGACGUAGGACUUCUCUAAAAAAAAAAAGAACGAACAUAUUUUCUGAAAAUCGGACUAUUACUUGUGCAUUCCAGGACUGAAACGUGAUUGACCUAUUAAGUUGUGAUUUUUACACAUGAAAAGAAAAUUUGUUUGGUUAACUUUGGUCCAGACUUUUAGCUGUGCCAUUUUGGUUUUGAUAUAACCUGGAAAAGACUUCGUAUCAUCGUAUCCUCAUAUUGUUUGAUGUACCUGGAAGAAGCAAUAAUUUCACAUUAUAUAGUUUGAUGAACCGAGAAAGAAACAACUUGAUACCAACCCCACAUAUUUUGAUGCAGUGCCCGGAUUACCCUACGCCACAGUUUUUCUCACACGUUGGAUCUGAUGCUGCAACUACUGGCUCCUGCUAACUAGCGAGCUUUAAUUUAGUGGACGUCCAUUCCUCAUCAUCAUCAUCGUUGUCGUCGUCGAUUUUUCAUCGUCGGCGUAGUCGUCGACUUUCCAUCGUCGGCGUGAACUUUUCAUCGUCGUUUUGGACUUUUCAUCGUCGUCGUCGACUUUUCAUCGUCGUUGUGAACUUUUCAUCGUCGUUGUGGACUUUUUCAUCGUCGUUGUGGACUUUUCAUCGUCGUUUUCGUGUCUUUCACUAUCGUCGUUCCCGUCACUGCUGUGUCCGAGAUGGGGUCCAGAGGUAGAUGGAUACUGGUCAGCCUGCUGCUGAGGAGUCUGGUGCUGUUGGUCGGGGUUCAGAGCACGGCGAUCACGUCUGACUCCUCACAGGGGACGUGCACCGUGAAGGGGAGAGUUUUCACGCAGAGAAAGUGAUUCCCCUCCGGGACAGCAAGGACUCCAGUGGUUGUACCCUGUGGAAUGAGACAGGCGAGGCGUUCUACGUGUGUCUAGGGGAGAGAAUCUUCCGUUCCUCCGUCCCUCGCACCUGGUUCUUCGCCAUCAGCCGCUGCGACCAGGAGGGACCGCUCAACCUCAACUACGUCUUCAACAUCACCGGCUUCUACGGGGAGUGUGAAGACGACCCCCUAGCCCCUUCCUCCGGAUGGAACUCGUACGUUGGCUUCCUGGAUGAGGACCAGGAGUCCUCCUCUAGCGAGGACGUAUACCGCUAUCUCUCCAUCUCUCUCGGCAUCGUGGCUGGGCUGGCGCUGAUCGCCGCAGCCGUUUUCUUCGGCCUCUGGUUCAUGGGUCUGCGCAACGCGGCCAAGAGCAAAGGGAGCUCAGUGACGUCGUCUCAAGCCACGAUGACGCAGGACGACAUCUUCUACGUGAACCCGUCGCUUUCGGACCAAGGCCAGGCGGAGUAUAGUCAGAGCGGUUCGGAGAAUUACUACGAGGUCAUCCCAGAGAGGCGGAGCUACGAGAGCAUCAACACGGGCCUGUCCAACGGCGGGAUGCACUUGCGGCAGCUGAGGGCGGGCCACGCGGCCGCAUUAGGCCACCACGGCCAUCACGGUCACCACGGGCACCACCCGCACCACGCCCACCUGGCCCACCAGCCGAAGGACGUGGGCGGCCUGCGCAGCGUGCACUACCCCGUGUUCGAGGACUACCCACCCCCGCCCUACCAGCCACCCAAACUGAUGGGGAUGGGGAAGCAUGCCGCGUUAGGCCACGCCCCCGGACACGCCCACACCCUGUCGUUGCCCAGUGGGAGUCAACGCCAGCGCCCGGCUUUGGUCCACCACGCCUACCACUCUAGCCUGGUGCCCACCUCCGCCGCUCUAGGCCACCCGGGCCUCAGCACCAGCACCAGCGGCAGUGGGCUUGUGGGCGUGGCUAACAGCAGUGGGGCGGGGCCUAGCAGCAGCCAGGGAGGAGGAGGCGGACCUUCAGGCAUCAUGAGCUUCAACAACAGCGGCCCGAGCUGUAGUGGCGUGGGCAACAGCAGCAGCAUCGGCAACAACAGUGGACUCGGCAACAGCAUGAUGAUCAACAGCAGCGGCAACGGACUCCUCCUAUCGGGCAACUCCAGCGGCAUGGGGAUCCAGAGCUCCGCCCCUCAAAGCCUGGCCACUUUUGUCGGAGGAGGAGGGGGCGGGAUUUCCGCCAACCCCGGCGUGUCUGGGGGCGGGAUCAACAUGACGUCUCUCGUCAAUCACCAGCGCAUGGGAAGUGCCAACGCCCACUCCUUGGCCAAUAGCAGCAUGCCAUCCAGCUCUACUGGUGGUAUCUCCUCCUUCGCAGCGGUCAUGAGCUCCGCCCCCUCUCAUGUGCCUGCCCCGGCUCCCGGCCAAUCAGAAACCAGCGCAUGAAGGUUAGGCCAUGGCGUCAUGCUCGAAGACGUCAUUGCUGGCCAAUCAGAGACCAUUCUUUGAUCAGGUGACUACACAGUGGCUGGCCAGUCAGAGACUGUUCUUUGAUCACAUGACCCCUGCACUCGGCCAAUCAGAGGCUGUUAUUUGAUCAUAUGAUUCCUGCAAUCAACCGAUCAGAGGCUGUUAUUUGAUCACAUGAUCCCUGCAAUCAGCCAAUCAGAGGGUGUUGUUUGAUCACAUGACGCCUGCAGUCGACCUAUCAGAGUGCGUUCUUUGAUCAUAUGACCCCUGCAGUCGGCCGAUCAGAGGGAUUUGUUUGAUCACAUGACCUAUACACUCGACCAAUCAGAGGGCGUUCUUUGAUCCUGUGACCCCUGCACUCAGCCAAUCAGAAGUUGUUUGGUUGAUGUUUGAUCACAUAACCCAUACGACUAACCAAUCAGAAGUCAUCGUUUGAUCACGCAAGUGAAGCAUCCGGCCAAUUAGAGGCCAUUAUUCGAUUAUACAAACAUGCAACAACGGCAAGCUCCGAUUGGCUCUGAUUUUAUCUCGUCUCUUGUCGAGGUCUCUUCGUCGAAAAGGGGGAAGGAGGGGAAAACGCCACUACCACAACUACACCACCGCCAUCAUCACUACUACCAUAACACCAUAACCACCACUACCACAGCCACUGAGUGGAAACAUUUCUCCCGUGACAAUGAAUGCGACUAAGAUUUGUUCUCUUCUACGGAUGUACUAAGUGCAAGGAGUAUAAAAAAUCGAACUCGGAACAGCACUUGUAGAAGUGCAUUAUUUCAUAGAUCUGAUGGAACUGAACCUCACACCACAUUCGCAGAAGUGCAUUAUUUCAUAGAUCUGAUGUAAAUGAACCCCAAACCACGCAAGUGAAUGAAAGUGCAUCGUCUCCUAGAGCUACAGGAAUAAAAUUCUGAAAACUGCUCGUAGAAGUGCGUCAUUUCAUAGAUCUGUAGGAACCGAACUUCAAACAGUGCAAAGAGAAGUAAGUGCAUCAUUUCAUAGAUAUAUAGGAACCGAACUCUGAACAGCGCAGUUAGAAGUGCAUCGUUUCAUAGAUCUUCGGGAAUCCAACCUCGAAUGGCCCACAUAUACAAGUACAUCUUCUAUUGUGUGUGUGUGUGUGUGUGUGUUCUCUUUGCAACAUCUCUCAAAUUUGUUAAUGUCCACAUUUCGGGACUGUGAAUGUAAGUGCAGUUGGUGAGACAUUGAUUGACGAGCUGUGCAGGGGAUCUUGGUUUGAAUCCCAAGUGGUGUGUUCUGGAGCUGGACCUAAGUUGUUGUUUCAGAAGAUUUCACGAAUUAUGUCUGGCUUCCUUGCUUACAGCUUGUCACAUUUAAUUUCUCAACACAGAGGUUCUGCGGCUCUCGCUGCCUAAAUUGUGUCAAAAAGGCUGUAAAACUCAGUGAAGAGGAAAACAUAAACGAGCUUUGAAUUUGAUUCUGACUGAUACAACCCACAGUCGGUCAAAAGGUGGAUGGUGUAGCGUAGUUGAUGGUUAGUUUCAUCAUCAACUACACGUGUUCAAAUCCCUGAGAGGUCAAGAAUGUUCUCCUUUCUUUUUUUCUUGGAUUAUGAUGUGCGUGCCCCAGCCCAGUGGACUUCUGACAGGGAUCAAGACGCUCUGUGUCCAAGAUUAUCUAGGUCGUGUUGUCGUGCAGGGCGCUUAUUAUAUAGUUCAUCAAAGAACGAAUUUCAAGAGACACCUCCUUCAUAUAAGAUGUACGGCAUCUAAAAUGUCACAUAAGAUACAGUAUCUAAAACAUGAUAUAAGGUACAGUAUCUAAAACAUCAUGUAAGAUGCAAUAUCUGAGACUUCAUACAUGAGAUGCUGUAUCUAAAACAUCACAAGAUACAGUAUCUAAAACGUCUCAAGAUACAGUAUCUAAAAGUUCUCAUAAGAUUUAGAUACAGUAUCUUAAAGAUCAUGUAAGAUAUAGUAUCUAAGAUAUCACACAUAUAUAAGAUGCAGUAUCUGAAGUAUCAAAUGAGAUACAGUAUCCAAAAACUCCAAAACGGCAAGAGACUGCCAAUGACCAAUUAUAACUUGUCGUCGUAUCAUCGGAGAAUUGAUCAUCAUCACUCACCAUGGAAUUACUUUUUUUUUCUCUGUCUUUUUUUUUUCUCUUCUUUUUUUUUUUGCCAUUCCAUUUGAUCCAUUCACUUAUUCACAGAACUCAUUUCUCAGAGCAGACUUCAUAACCUGAGUACCAGCUUGAACUGUUGGUGUAGUGGGUAGGCACUUACUUAACCGUUGCAUGCAGGAGAGCCGAGUUUGAUUCCCACGUGGGGAGAAUUAAUUUUUAUAGAGAGUAUCUUUGGUCUUUCUUCUUCUGGGAUGCUGUAUGUAUCAUCUUUCUCAGCUCGGGUUGAGCCUGACUGGCAGUGCGGUAGCCCGCCUCCUAAAUGACGCACAUGUAUACGCAUUUUUAAUAAUUUAUGAGAACUUCAUUUUGCACUACUGGGAGAUCAUAAUUAUUUAUAAUUUCUUCAAGUUCCUUUAGCAAUUUCCAUCAGUCUGGCUAUUCCACCCAGCUUUAAAUUAUAGUUUUGUGUAGCGAGCUUCUGUUAACUUAAACUCUUAUUAUUAAACUCAACUCAGAGCUCAAUUUGAAAUGGUGUUCAGUGUCCACAUUGUUUGCUGGUCUAGAUCUGUGACAUAAAGUGUGGGUGGUUGGCGGGUAUUAUAAUCGUCCUUGUGUGUGGAUAAGAUAUGAUUCUCGUUUGUGUACUAUAGACAAUGGUCUAAUGAUCCUUGUGUGUGAAUAUGACAGGUGGUCGUAUGAUGAAUUUUGUAAGUGUGCAGUUGAUACCGGGUUAAGCAUCCUCGUGUGUGAAUAAGACAGGGGGUCAUACAAUGGAACUUAAGUGUACAAAAGACACUGGUCUAAUCAUCCUUGUGUGUGAAUAAGUCAGGAGGUCAUACAAUGCACUUUGCAAGUUUACAAUAGACAGUGGUUUAAUGAUCCUUGUUUGUGAAUAAAAACACAGGGGUCAUAAUAUUAUGAACUUUGUAAGUUUACAAAAUAGGAAAUGGUCUAAUGAUCCUUGCUUGUGAAUAAGACAUGAGGUCAUUAUUAUGAUGGUGACCCUUAUAAGUGUCUCAUAGACAAUUGUCUGAUGGUCCUCGUGUUUGUAUAAACAUAACGCUGUAAUAAUCCAUGUUUGUGUAUAAAGAUACUGUGCUUAUGAUCUUUGUCAGUGUAUAAAAGAUGGCAGUCUAAUGAUUUUUAUAUAUGGUAUAAUAUAUAUAUUAUUUUCACAAAAUGGCGUAUGGCGGAGUCUUACAUCCAGCGAUGGACAUGUACAAAACAAAAUGUGGUCCACUUAUCCAACUAUGGACAUGUAACAAAACAAAAUAAGGUCCACUUUUUAUCCAAGCAUGGAUAUAUACAGAAAAACAAAAUGUGGUCCAGUUAUGGGACAUCCAGAGAUGAGACAGAGGUUUAACCCUUUGGCAAUGUUUUUUUUUUUCUUACUUCUUUCUUUCUCUUGAAUUUUACUGAGCUAAUGCUAUUCUCUGGUAUGUGAAAGUCAUUCAUAAUGAAGUCAAAAGCCUACCUCCAUGAUUUAAGCUGCGUUUAAUGAGGGUUAAAAAUUUGGACAUAAACAAAAUUACAACCCCCCCCC